CUAAAUGACCCUUCCAUUUUGUUUCUAUUCGCGUUCUCUGAAUCUCUGUUUGCUAUCAUGUCUGGUCGAGGAAAAGGCGGUAAGGGGCUUGGGAAAGGUGGUGCAAAACGUCACCGCAAAGUUUUGAGAGACAACAUUCAAGGAAUCACAAAGCCAGCUAUUCGCCGUUUAGCGCGCCGUGGUGGUGUGAAGCGUAUUUCCGGUCUGAUCUAUGAAGAGACGCGAGGUGUACUAAAAGUGUUUCUUGAAAAUGUCAUUCGCGACGCUGUGACGUACACCGAGCACGCCAAGCGCAAGACCGUGACUGCUAUGGACGUAGUGUACGCUCUGAAGCGCCAAGGCCGUACGCUGUAUGGUUUUGGCGGUUAAAUUUCACCUGGACCGGAUUUUCAAAACAAAAACAAAAAAGGCUCUUUUAAGGGCCGCCCAAAGGUUCAAUUAAAAGGGCAAAUUAAUGUGUCUUAAUGCAUUGUUACUUUAUACAAUAUGCUCCCCACAAUACAUUAAGUCGUGUUUUAAUUCGAUCACUACUCAAAUAUCAAAAGAGCAAAACAAAAAAAGCAAGCCGUUUAUGGUCAUGUAAUAAUUGUCAAUUAUGUUACAUGAAUUAGUACUUGUUCUAGUAACAAACUUUAUCAUUUGAUUGUUCAUGAAUUAAUUUGUAAAAAAAAAAAUGACAGUAAACCUUUUGAUAUUUUCA
Molecule: messenger RNA, 700 nt
Organism: Cyprinus carpio (common carp)
Lineage: Eukaryota; Metazoa; Chordata; Actinopteri; Cypriniformes; Cyprinidae
Product: histone H4
Biological process (GO): nucleosome assembly
Cellular component (GO): nucleosome
Molecular function (GO): DNA binding; protein heterodimerization activity; structural constituent of chromatin
Source: RefSeq, a predicted model, not a curated record